CUACCUUCCAUAGAAAACUCAAUUGAAACUUUUUGGCAGAGUCUGAACAAUCUCUUUGUUGUCGCCAAGAACGAGACGUCCCUAUAAAUUUUGCAAUGUCGCUGGUUCGAACAGUGACAAUCGUUCUUUUUAUAAUCGCGUUUCUGCAAAACGCUGCGGCUCAGAAAAGACAGCAAAGUAUCGUUAAGUCUCGCGGUGCGGUUGCAACGGAUGAUGGACGGUGUUCUGUAAUUGGGAUGAGUGUUCUUCGUGAAGGAGGAAACGCGAUUGAUGCGUCGGUGGCUGCUGCUCUUUGUUUGGGCGUUGUCAGUCCCGCGUCUAGCGGUAUAGGCGGUGGAGCGUUUACAGUGGUUAAGAUAGCUGGUGGGAAAGAAAUAGCUUAUGAUUCUAGAGAAACCGCUCCUCUAAGCGCCACUGAGAAUAUGUAUGGAGGUAAUGUUGAGCUAAAGAAGAAAGGAGCCUUAUCAGUAGGUGUUCCCGGGGAAGUCGCAGGUCUAUUCACGGCCUGGAAACAACACGGGAAGCUACCGUGGAAGCGGUUAGUGAGUCCAGCAGAGAAACUUGCUGAAGGAUUCAAGAUUUCAAAGUAUCUUUAUAUGCAGAUGAACGCGACUAGAAGCGAUAUCUUAGCAGACAAAGGUCUCUCUGACCUAUUUGUUUCAAAUGGAGAGCUCAAGAAACCAGGGACGAUUUGCCAUAACCCAAAAUUGGCUUUAACCUUAAGGCUAAUUGGAGAGUACGGUCCAAAAGCAUUUUACAAUGGCACGGUUGGGGUUAACCUAGCGAGAGAUAUCCUUAAAUCUGGAGGGAUAAUAACUUUGAAAGAUCUCCAAAGUUAUAGAGUUAAGAUUAAAGAACCGUUGGCCGCAGACAUUCUUGGAUAUCGAGUACUUGGUAUGCCUCCUCCUUCAUCCGGUGGCGCUGCAAUGAUGCUUGUUUUGAACAUUCUUUCCCAAUAUGGGAUUCCAUCAGGUGUUUCAGGCCCUCUCGGUGUUCAUCGACUAGUCGAAGCUCUGAAACAUGCGUUCGCAGUUAGAAUGAACCUAGGGGAUCCAGAUUUCACUGAUGUUACCAAGGUUGUUUCGGAUAUGUUGUCUCCAAAGUUUGCACAAGACUUGAAGAGAAAGAUAAACGACCAAAAAACCUUUGAUCCAAAAUAUUACGGCGGCAUGUGGAAUCAGAUCGACGACCACGGGACAAGUCAUUUAUCGAUCAUAGAUAGCGAGAGGAAUGCAGUUUCAAUGACUAGUACAAUAAAUGGUUACUUUGGGGCAUUGAUGCUAUCUCCGAGCACAGGAAUAGUUCUGAACAACGAAAUGGACGAUUUCUCAAUCCCGAUGAAAUCAAAGGGUAACUUAGAUGUUCCACCACCAGCACCAGCUAACUUCAUCCGCCCUGGAAAACGACCUUUGUCCUCUAUGUCACCCACCAUUGUACUCAAGGAUGGUAAAGUGAAAGCCGCAGUAGGUGCAAGCGGGGGAGCGAAUAUCAUUGCUGGGACAACGGAAGUUUACUUGAAUCAUUUUUUCCUCAAGAUGGAUCCUCUUUCUUCCGUCUUAGCUCCAAGAAUCUACCAUCAGCUGAUACCAAACAGAGUAUCGUAUGAGAAUUGGACCACGGUAUUCAAAGAUCAUUUCGAGAUUCCUAAAGCGACAAGAGUUGUGUUGGAGAAGAAAGGUCAUGUCCUAUCGCCCAUCGCCGGAGGGACGAUUGCUCAGUUCAUAGUUCAAGAAUCCGGUGGGAACUCUGCCGGGAGGAGUGAGCUUGUGGCAGUAACAAUGCUGCUUGUUCGUACUGCGACGGUCGCUCUUCUUCUAAUCGCGUUUCUGCAAAACGCUAAUGCUGAGAAAAAUCAGCAAAGUAUUGUUGCGUAUCACGGUGCGGUUGCCACGGACGAUGGGCGGUGUUCUGAAAUCGGGACGACUGUUCUUCGUCAAGGAGGAAACGCGAUUGAUGCGUCGGUGGCUGCUGCUCUUUGUUUGGGCGUUGUCAGUCCCGCGUCUAGCGGUAUAGGCGGUGGAGCGUUUAUAGUAAUCAAACUCGCUAAUGGCGAAGAAAUAGCUUAUGAUUCUAGAGAAACCGCUCCUCUAAGCGCCUCUGAGAAUAUGUAUGGUGGUAAUCCUGAGCGAAAGAAGAAAGGAGCCUUAUCAGUAGCCGUUCCGGGGGAAGUCGCGGGUCUAUUCACGGCUUGGACAAAACACGGAAAGUUACCAUGGAAGCAGUUAGUGGAACCCGCAGAGAAACUUGCAGCUGAAGGUUUCGAGAUUUCAAAAUAUCUCUAUAUGCAGAUGAACGCGACUAGAAGCGAUAUCUUAGCAGACAAAGGUCUCUCUGAGCUUUUUGUUUCAAAUGGAGAGCUCAAGAAACCAGGGAUGAUUUGCCAGAACCCGAAAUUGGCUUUUACACUAAGCCAAAUCGCUGAAUACGGUCCAAAAGCGUUUUACAAUGGCACGGUUGGGGCUAACCUAGUGAGUGAUAUACAAAACUCCGGAGGAAUAAUAACUUUGAAAGAUUUGCAGAAUUACAACGUUAAGGUUAAAGAACCAUUAUCUGCGGAUAUUCUUGGAUACCGAUUACUCGGCAUGCCUCCUCCUUCAUCUGGUGGCCCUGCAAUGAUGCUUAUUUUGAACAUUCUUGCUCAAUAUGGUAUUCCAUAUGGUGUUCACGGCGCCCUCGGUGUUCAUCGACUAGUUGAGGCUCUCAAACAUGCAUUCGCGGUAAGAAUGAACCUCGGGGAUCCAGAUUUCGUCCCUGAUGUUACCAAGGUUGUUUCAGAUAUGUUGUCUCCAAAGUUUGCGCAAGACUUGAAGAGCAAGAUAAACGAUGAGAAGACCUUUGGUCCAAAAUCUUACGGUGGCAAAUGGAAUCAGAUCAAGGAUCAUGGGACGAGCCAUUUAUCGAUAAUAGAUUCGGAGAGAAAUGCUGUUUCAAUGACUACUACAAUCAACGGAUACUUUGGGGCAAUAAUGCUGUCUCCGAGCACUGGAAUUGUUCUAAACAACGAAAUGGACGAUUUCUCGAUCCCAAUGAAAUCCGGAGGUGGCCCAGAUGUGCCGCCACCGGCACCAGCUAACUUCAUCCGUCCGGGGAAACGACCUUUGUCCUCUAUGACUCCCACCAUUGUACUCAAGGACGGUAAAGUGAAAGCAGCACUGGGUGCGAGCGGAGGAAUGUACAUCAUCGCCGGUACAACAGAAGUUUACUUGAAUCAUUUCUUCCUCAACAUGGAUCCUCUCUCUUCCGUUGUUGCUCCAAGAAUCUACCACCAGCUGAUACCGAACAAAGCUUCGUAUGAGAAUUGGACGACAGUGUAUAAUGACCAUUUUGAGAUUCCUGAAGAGACAAGACUUGUGUUGGAGAAGAAAGGUCAUGUCCUAAUGCCGAUUGCCGGAGGGACGAUUUCUCAGUUCAUAGUUGAAGAAUCCGAUGGAAGCUCCGGUGGAAUGAGUAAGCUUGUGGCGGUCAGUGAUCCAAGGAAAGGAGGGCAACUCCUGAAGAGAGCUCUCGAUAAAGCUACGAAUUCUUCUUCCGGUAUCUAUCAUCGCCGUGAGAUUUCUCUCCUCCGCGCUGAUUUCUCCACUUCUCCUUCGAUUGCUGAUGCUCCGCCGCAGAUUCCGCCGUUCGAUUACCAGCCACGGCCGUAUAAAGGUCCUUCCGCCGAUGAAGUUUUUCAGAAACGGAAGAAGUUUCUCGGACCUUCUCUUUUCCACUUCUACCAAAAGCCUCUUAACAUUGUUGAAGGGAAGAUGCAGUACUUGUUUGAUGAGAGUGGUAGGCGAUAUCUGGAUGCGUUUGCUGGGAUAGUCACUGUCUCGUGCGGUCACUGCCAUCCGGAGAUUCUAAAUGCUAUUGUGGAACAGAGCAAGCUUCUUCAGCACGCGACGACCAUAUACCUGCAUCAUGCCAUAGGCGAUUUCGCUGAAGCAUUAGCUGCUAAGAUGCCUGGAAAUCUAAAGGUUGUGUACUUUGUGAAUUCUGGUUCAGAAGCUAAUGAGCUAGCAAUGAUGAUGGCUAGGCUUUACACUGGUAGCCUUGAGAUGAUUUCCUUGAGAAAUGCUUAUCAUGGUGGGAGUUCUAAUACCAUUGGACUAACAGCUCUUAACACAUGGAAGUACCCAUUACCACAGGGGGAAAUCCAUCACGUAGUAAAUCCAGAUCCAUACCGUGGAGUAUUUGGCUCUGAUGGUUCUCUUUAUGCUAAAGAUGUCAAAGACCACAUCGAGUAUGGUACCUCUGGAAAAGUAGCUGGAUUUAUCGCAGAGACCAUCCAGGGGGUCGGAGGAGCUGUAGAAUUGGCUCCUGGUUACUUAAAGUCGGUUUAUGAAAUUGUUCGCAACGCUGGUGGUGUAUGCAUUGCCGAUGAAGUCCAAACUGGAUUUGGGCGAACAGGAAGUCAUUAUUGGGGUUUCCAGACUCAAGAUGUGGUUCCUGACAUAGUCACAAUGGCAAAGGGAAUUGGAAAUGGAUUGCCAUUAGGAGCUGUGGUGACUACACCAGAAAUCGCGAGUGUUUUAGCCAGCAAGAUUCUGUUCAACACAUUUGGUGGAAACCCGGUUUGUUCAGCUGGUGGACUUGCUGUUCUAAACGUUAUUGACAAGGAGAAACGCCAAGAACAUUGUGCUGAAGUUGGUUCACACCUUAUUCAACGUUUGAAAGAUCUGCAGAAAAGACAUGAUAUCAUUGGAGAUGUGAGAGGAAGAGGACUAAUGGUUGGGAUCGAGCUUGUGAGUGACCGGAAAGACAAGACACCAGCCAAGGCUGAAACAGCUGUCUUGUUUGAGCAACUUAGAGAACUUGGCAUUCUCGUUGGAAAAGGAGGACUUCAUGGGAACGUUUUCAGGAUAAAGCCACCAAUGUGUUUCACUAAAGAUGAUGCAGAUUUCUUGGUAGAUGCACUGGACUAUUCCAUCUCCAGGUUAUGAACAAGGAUGAAACAAAGCCAAUGAGAGUUUUUAACCGUAUGAUCCGUUUUAAUGUUUCCGCAUCUUUGUAACGAACAAGGAUAAAAUUUAUUUAUUUCCCAGUGUUGUUAGUUCUCAGUCCGUUUUCCUUUCUGUUUUUUAGAUGAAUAAAUCCAAAACCAAUUG
Molecule: messenger RNA, 5087 nt
Organism: Arabidopsis arenosa
Lineage: Eukaryota; Viridiplantae; Streptophyta; Magnoliopsida; Brassicales; Brassicaceae
Source: the annotation of a GenBank genome assembly